CUUUCCCUUAUACCACCCAACGACAUCUUGUCAGAACACCCAUCCAAGAUGUCUGCCCCGUCCACCCGUGGAAGGAAGGCCCGUAAGAACGUCGACACCUCGAAGAAUUCCGCGCCCUCCGCCUCACAAUCCCAGGGUCCUGAGACCAUUCCAACCCCAGCCGCGCCCGCUGCGGACAUCCCUCCUUCGCAAAGUCAGACCAUCCCAGCUACUUCGCAAGCCAGCCGACCUGAACCCACCGACGCACCAGUUGCGCAGCCGACAUUCGGGCUUGGGAGAGGACCAGGCAGGCCAGGGAAGCCUCAAAACACAAUUGCCAAAGGCCUACCCGGUCACGACUCCGAUACAGAGGCCAUCAAAAUAGCAAAGCGUGGGCAGCGUUUCGGGACCGAUACCGAUGCCGCCAAAGACAAGUUCCGAGUCACCUCCAUCCUCAAACCCCCAGGUGCCUUCCAAGACUCUGAGCCCGACAAUGAUGAGUUCGAGACUCCUCGCACACAGGGUCACAGCAAGCGGGGCAUUCCUGAGUUGAGCAGCAUUGAGUUUGAUACCCGCCCGCGAAACAGCCUUCAGCCGAGCGCGCGUAACCUUGAGUACUCCCCGCAUACGCGCCUCCGCCAUAGCCAGCGCGAGACCUCUUCCGUCAGCGAGAGCGACACCGACGAUGACGAGAGCGACGGGCGCCCUGAGGAAUCGGACCAGUUUGCGGAGAAAGUACAAUAUCCUAAGCUCCCACCACCCGCGAUCGGCGACUCGCGACCUCGCAGGUCAUUCGCAAUUACCAACCCCAAUGACGAGGUCACGAUAGCUUUGUCCCCGACCACCUCAAUCACGCUCACAUCGUCGGACCAGCUAUUGGCCGCUGUCUCAGAAGAUCCGCAGUUAUGGUUGGACGUCAUCUCCAAACACUUCAAUACGUCGCAACUUCUUGACAAGGACAUCGACUCCUUCGAAACCGAGUAUAAGACACUGGAGGAACAUUACCUUUAUGAGAAGAAGCGAGCCGACCACCUGGUCGUGGAGCGAGACCUCGCCCGCAACUUGCGGAACGAUGUGUGGGAAGAUGUUGACAUCCUCAAGAAAAAGGUUCAGGAAGCUUCCAUGAAAAAUGUUAGCUAUGAGAGCGAGCUUCAUGUCGCAUCUAAGAAGAUGCGGAAACUCGAGAACAAAUGCGUCCGGAGGUCCAAUCGAAUCGAAAACUACAAGCAGGACAAGGAGAAACUCCAGCAAGAGGUUGAGCGGCUAAACCGUGACAAACGCCACUUGUCUAGGGCUAUCGAUGAAUGGAAAGACAUCGCUGGUCGCAACACUACAGCGGAUCCUGUCUUCUUCCCCGAUCCUGAGUCGUUUGACCGACACACCUCCGGCCGAGCCCCGAGCCGUGCGCGUACCCACGCCCGACGAUCAGUAGGGCAGCGCAGCGCAUCUACACGCUCAGACUCGACAUCCUCUUCCUCCAGCCGAACAUCAGAGUCCGAGGAAGAUGUUCGGCGGGACCCUCCGCCUCCCUCCCGACGCGAGCGACGAACACGCCACACAAGCGAAGCUGCGGCGGAUCGCGUGCGCGCACCUCCCUCUGAUCAUGGAGUCCCACCAGGAUACACCUACGAUGCCCAGCGUGGAGUUAUACCUUUAUAUCCGCAUCUGGCAGGUCGAGACUCCACCGAGCAUGGCAUGCGCCCCAUCGGUGAAGAUCCAUAUAAACGCAAGAUUGACAAGUUCAGCGGCCGCAACGAUAAAUUCGAGCCCUGGCAGAUGGCUGUCAAAACCGCUCUUCGCGCAGCGACACAUUUCAGCGAACGUCAAAAGAUUGACUUCAUCCGUGACCUGUGUACGAAUGACGCGUUUGAUAACAUCGUCGAUCGAGCGGAUCCUGAUAGCCGCCACCCUGAACGGUACUUGACAGCAGAUGAGUUGUGGCAAGAUCUUAACAUGCUCUACAACAGCAAGGACAAAGCCCGCGAGGCUGAUGUUCAGCUCUGGCAGCCGUCUAUGCAUCAAGGAUACAAAGAACCUUACUCCGACUUCAUGAGCCGUUUGAACGCCAUUGCCCGCCAAGCUCGCAUUGACGAUGCAACCCUCAUGAACCAUUUCAAGCGCCUCAUGCGGAGUGACCUUCUCGACAGGAUAGCCUGGCUCGGACAUGAUUUCCGUUCAUGCCGGGAAAUGAACGCCCAUAUCCUUAAGAUCGAAGCCGAGUCAUCCAUCGCACAGACGUUCAAACAGGCGAAACAAUCACCUUUUGAGUCCCGGGAUCGUCGACGAGAGCGAGCAGCACGCAGCAGCAACUCCAGCCUCCCACUCACUUCGCCCGCCCACACCCAAAUGCAGACGCCACCCAGCAAUCAGCGUACAGCAAGUUCGACAACACCGGAGCGAUCAGAUCGCCAGCGCACGGACUUCCGCCAAUGGGAACUUGACCUUAUGAAUCAAUACCAUCGCACGCCUGAACAAUGGAGGAAACUCAAACAGAACAAAGCCUGCGCCAAGUGUGGCUCUACAUCGCAUAAACCUAACGAUGCCAACGCCCCCUGUGCAAAGCUCCCGGUUACACCCGCUACCCAGAUUGCGUUCCUGAAGUCCGCCAGCAUUACUCAGACUCCUCUUGACCCGGUGUACGAAGAGGACGAGGACUCAGAGUACCACACGGAUGAUUCGGAAAACGAGUCGCUCCUGCCGUUUCACAAGCUGAACGCUCGCCUCGCGUCCGCCAUCCUCAAUCACCAUCGAGAGGAACAGCCACUGACAGUCAAAUUUUCAGCAGCAGUUCAGGAGAGUAUUGAGGAUGGCAAGCAGUUUACGUUCAAGGGCAAAGUCAAGACCCCACAACGAGAUAUUCCCGUUAGCAACCUCGUUGACACCGGUGCCACUUAUGAGUUUGUGGACCGCAACUUUGUCCGGCAACACCGUCUCACCACUGUUCCACUGGCCAAAACCGUGUUUCUGGAGUUGGCCAAUGGCAACAGGGAUACGAUAAUCACCCAUAUGGCAGAAGUCAAGUUGUCUCACGGCCGUCACAACAGCAAUUUGAUGUGCUUUGUCACGGACUGCCCUAGUUAUCAAGUUAUCGUGGGGCUCAACUGGCUACAAACCCACGAUCCUACGCUAAACUUCAAUCCCUUCUCCAUGACGUUUAGUUCCGGUCACUGCACCAUGACGUGCCUACGUGGUGGACGUCCCGAAACAAUCUCAGCUAAAGGACCAACCACACCAGACGUUGACAAUGAGGGUCACGUUCGACUAGUCAGCGCGUACGUCGCCUUACGAGCUGCGCGCAGUGACCCAGACAGCGUCGUUUGGGUUUUUCCACACGAAUUCGACCGUGAAAUUCCUGUUGUGGGUGCUGACAUUAAGAGAGAACCAAGCGAGCCCGGAGUUACAAUUUCGCCGGACCCCGAGCCUCCCCCCGGGUUCCUAUCCCACGCCGACCAGGAACUCUUGGUAGAGAGACUAUUCGCAGCCAACCCGGCCGCAAUGACCGAUGAGGACUUCGAUAAGUUUUUCAAAAAAUUACACCAAGAACCGCGCUCGCUCGCCGAGAUCAGAAAGCGUUUGCCAGAACGACUGCAUAAGCACAUUCAGGUGUUCAACCCCAAAGACGCACAGAUAUUGCCCAAACGACGACCCGGCGUCGAUCACUCCAUCGAACUCGAUGGCACGGGCCCGCCUAAACGUCGCGUUUAUGGCCUGAGCCGGAUGGAGAUGCAGGUAGUCAAAGCUUACGUGGACGAAAUGUUGGGGAAAGGCUUCAUACGCCCCAGUUCAUCACCCUACGCAGCUCCACUACUAGUCGUCAAGAAACCUGGUGGUGGACUGCGCGUCUGUGUGGAUUACCGGGAGCUCAACGCCAAGACAGUGAAAGAUCGCAAUGCCCCGCCCGUCAUCAAAGACACCAUGGCCCGUCUCGCGAAAACUCAAUUCAUGACCAUCCUCGAUAUCAUCCACGCUUUCAAUACGAUCCGUAUCAGGGAAGGCGACGAAUACAAAACAGCGUUCCUGACCCGUUUCGGACUCUUCGAGUAUGUUGUCAUGCCUUUUGGACUAUGCAAUGCCCCCGCUACCUUCCAACGUUACAUCAACGAUAUCUUGCACGACAUCUUGGACGAUUUCUGCACUGCCUAUAUCGACGACAUCCUGAUAUACAGUGAGAACGAGGAAGACCAUGACAGACACGUGGACAUUGUUCUCUCGCGGCUGGGAAAAGCCAACUUGUUCCUUGACAUAGACAAGUGCCAGUUCAGCGUUAAAAAGGUCAAAUACCUCGGCAUGAUAAUCUCCACGGAUGGCAUUAGCAUGGACCCUGCCAAGGUCAGCGCAAUCCUCGAAUGGGAACAGCCGCGAUGCGUACGCGACAUUCAGUCGUUCAUCGGGUUCGCCAACUUCUAUCGCCGAUUCAUAACGGGCUUCUCCCACAUCGUGCGACCCUUAAUCGAGAUCAUUAAAAACGGCAACAAAGUCACCCAGUUUCCCUUGCCGCAGGAUAGCCCCGCUAUUAUCGCAUUCGAAGAGCUGAAGAAGCGCUUCACUGAGGCUCCAGUACUCGCGCAUUUCGACCCAGACUUACCAUGUUGGGUGGAAACUGAUGCGUCCGAUUAUGUCAUCGCAGCAGUACUCUCACAGAUGCACGAAGACGGACUCCGCCCAGUCGCAUUCCUCUCUCAGAAAAUGACACCUGCUGAAUGCAACUAUGAGAUUUAUGACAAAGAGUUGCUCGCCAUCGUUCGUGCCUUUGAAGAGUGGCGGCCAGAGCUGGUGGGAACAGAGGACCCGGUUCAAGUGCUCAGUGAUCAUCAAGCCUUGCAGUACUUCAUGACAGAUAAGAAGCUCAACAGACGCCAAGCACGAUGGUCGUUGUUUCUGGCAGAAUUUAAUUUCAAAAUCACAUAUCGCCCAGGACGGCUUGGCUCAAAACCGGACUCUCUCACCAGGCGCCCAGGAGACCUACCCGGAGACAACGAUGAACGAAACAAACACCAGGUGCAGUCACUGUUGAAACCUCACCAAGUCGUCGACCACACCGUCACUCACACCCUACACAACCAUCUUGACGGUGGAUCGCAUCCUGCAUUGCAUUACGCAAAGAUAAUCAACAACGAAUAUGCAGCACCGGUUACCCAACUUGCAUCCCUAGUAUAUCAUCUCAGCGAGACCUCGCCGACACCCCGACCUGAGCCUGAGAGGAGACACAGUGAAUCUCAUGGCAAUGAAGGUGCGCAUACCGCAGUUACUGCCGUACUCGCAACGGACGUGUUAGCCGCUGCCACGGAGUCCAUGAGGAGAUACAGUGAAUCAUUGGACGAUGAUGAGGCCGGACCCGUGCAAACGGCAGCCGGACCGCAGCAGGACUCAAACGAGAUGGAUAUACACAAGGAAAUCAAGUUGGCAUACAACGAGGAUGAGAUUGUACAGUCCAUAAUGGAUGCGAAAAGACGUGGAGAUCGACGGAUACCUUGGCACUUGAUCCAUAGGGAAGGCAUCCGUAUCGAACUUAAGGACUGCACACUACAAGAUGGGAUGCUGUACGUCAAGCACAGGUUAUAUGUGCCCGAUGCGCGCGAUGUCCGUACGAAGCUCUUACAUCACGUACAUGCAUCGCUACCGGGAGGACACGCAGGGAAACACGGGACAUUCCACAAGGUGUUCCUCCACUAUUACUGGCCCAACAUAACAAGUUCAGUUUCACAGUUUGUAAAAGGAUGCCAGACGUGCAAACGUUCAAAGGCCUUCCGAGACGGCAAACAUGGACUCCUCCAUCCACUUGCCAUUCCGGACCGCUACUGGUCAAGCAUCUCCGUGGACUUUAUCACCCCUCUUCCAGAGUGCCACCGCCAUGGUGCGACGUACAAACACAUCAUGGUUGUUGUUGAUCGUUUAUCUAAAACCAAGCGCUUCGUGCCGUUGACAUCCAUCGAUGUUGAAGAUGUGGUACAGGCAUUUAUCGAUUAUAUCUGGAGACAAGAAGGAUACCCGGACGAGGUCAUCAGCGACCGAGGCUCGCAGUUUACGUCACACUUCUGGAAACGAUUGUGUCAAAGGCUGGGCACAACACCCAAGUUGUCCACCGCUUUCCACCCAGAAACUGAUGGACAGACGGAGAACGCAAAUGGCUACCUGAAACAAUACCUGCGAGCAUUCUGCGCGUACGACCAAGACAACUGGGUAGACUUACUGGCGACCGCGGAAUUCGAGGCCAAUAUGACGGAGAGUGCGUCCACCAAGCUACCACCCUUUCUCGCGACAAAAGGCUAUCUGCCGAAAACAGGGUUUGAACCACCUACGCCAAUAGACAACACCAGUUCUUACCCUACUAAACGAGAGAUGAAGUCCGCUGAUCGGCUGAUCGACCGAAUUACGGAACUCAAGAAAUAUUUGCACGAGAACCUGUCUUGGGCCCAACAAAGACAAAAGGAGUACGCGGACCAAAAGAGAUUGCCUGCGCCUGAAUUCCGUGUGGGAGACCAAGUCUGGGUCGAUGCACGUAACAUGAGGACGGACAGACCCAGCCAAGGUUUGUCGUACAAGAACGUUGGACCGUUUGAGAUCACCAAGGUGCACAACAACGCCGCAUAUGAGCUCCAGCUUCCCCCCGAGAUGAAGAUGCAUCCAGUGUUCCACCCAUGGCUGCUGCACUUACAUACAGAUGGCCUCCCCAAUCAACAACAAGACGGACCAGGACCAGUGCGCAUGAACGAUCAGGGCGCAGACUCCCCAGUCUAUGAAGUCGCCGCCAUCCUUGACUCACGCAUGGACCGCGCGGGCCAGCUCCAUUACAAGGUGUUAUGGCAAGGCUACCCCAAUGAUCCCACCUGGGAACCAUACAAACACCUGGUAGGAUCUGAAGAAUUACUAGGCAGGUUCCACAGUCGGUACAAAAGGAAAUCCGGCCCCGCGUCAGACUGGAAUGACUUGCCAGGAGCGACCGAGAUUUGGGUUGAGACGUCCACCAAGGAUUAGCAACAGCCCUCUGCACACGACGCAAACAGCCUGACUUACACUGACGGGUCCAGGCGACAUAGGGGAGACAUGGAACCUAUUGAACCUGCACCGACUGCAGGAGAUGAGAACAGAUGCUUACUAGCCGAUGUGUGCAGAGGACUACUGCUAACCGUGAUAGACGCCGACACCCUCCUCCCUGUCCGCCACCCAUCCAGCAACGAUGUUCAUUGCAGAUUGCGAUCCGACAAUUAUCAAGCCACUGGAAAUAUUCACGCGAGCUCCAGCCUACGCCUCCCGCAAACGAUUACGCGACAAAUGUGCGACCGACGACUCGACCGACGACGCGACCGAUAGGAAUAAAACGACAGUUGAAGGUCAGGUUAGGGCACUCUUGGACAAUGACAAAGCGGGAUAUUUAUGGCGACACUGCACUGCAGUCAAUCCCAGGCAUGUACCUAGUUUCUUCUCUUUCUCUCACU
Molecule: messenger RNA, 7415 nt
Organism: Periconia digitata
Lineage: Eukaryota; Fungi; Ascomycota; Dothideomycetes; Pleosporales; Periconiaceae
Source: the annotation of a GenBank genome assembly